Molecule: messenger RNA, 1587 nt
Organism: Onychostoma macrolepis
Lineage: Eukaryota; Metazoa; Chordata; Actinopteri; Cypriniformes; Cyprinidae
Exons: 4
Coding region: 1-1587 (528 amino acids)
Source: RefSeq, a predicted model, not a curated record
AUGGCAUCUGGAGAGGGAAAAGCAGCUAAAAACGUGUUCUCUUGCAUCGACGCAAUAUUAGAAGAGCUUGAAAGAGAAAGUGAUGCUGGAUCGUGUAGCGAUGCUAGUUGUGACUCUGAAGUGGAAGUCGCUUUUCUUGAGGGAGAAGACCCUGCGUUUGACGGCCAAGACGCAUCUGAACUAAACAUAGAUGGGCCUGAGACCCCCACACCCACCCUUCCUUCACAACAUCCACAUGCUGUGCGACAGCAGAGGAGAGCACAGGGGACCAAGAGAUCUGCCAGUGUUGUGUUUGGUGACCCAGAUUUUGAUGAUGCAGAUUCUAAUGAGGAAUAUGAGGCACCAGAGAGGGCUCAGACUUCCAGGAGGAAGACCAGAGGAAAGUCUUCUACACAGGGGACAAAAUAUCCAGACGAGGCACUAAAGUGGAAUGAUCUAAAUGUGGAGGAUGUAGAUCCUGUUCUGCCACCUUUCCAGCCAAAGAGAAUUCCAGGACCACAGCUGGCUGUGGACAGGUCGUAUUCACCGCUGCAACUGUUCCAGCUCUUUUUUACGAUCUCUGUUUUAGAGACCAUUGUUAAAAAUACAAAUAGCUAUGGUGCAAUGAGAUCUUCGGCAGGAAAGAAAUUCCACUGGGUGCCUCUGACCGUUUCUGAGUUCCUUGCAUACAUCUCUCUCGUUCUCUACAUGGGUCUUGUGAAGGUGAAGACCUAUGUUGAUUACUGGGCUAAGAAACCUAUCUACAGUUUUCCGUACCCACAGUCAGUGAUGUCCAGAUGCAGAUUUCUGGCCAUCUCAUGGAAUCUCCAUCUGUGCAACCUAGAAGAGGAUCUGCAAAACUUGCGGAAAAGAGGAACCCCUGAUUACGACAAACUAUUCAAAAUUAAGCCACUUUACUCUGACAUACUGACAUCAUGCAUGACGUACUUUCAACCAGGUCGACGAGUGUCAGUGGAUGAAAGGAUGGUGGCUUCCAAAGCACGUGUAGGAUUUAAACAGUACAUGAAGGACAAGCCUACUAAGUGGGGCUUCAAACUCUUUGUCCUUGCCGACUCAACAUGUGGGUACACUUGGAACUUCUUUGUGUACGAAGCGAUAGAUUGGGCUGCAGCAGUCUGGGAAACAGAUCGUCGGUUUCGUACCUCCUAUGAGUAUUUUGUUCAACAGUUACGUGAUGUGUUUGAAUAUCCCGCUGAGGGCAAGGAUAUAUCUACACAAUUGCUUCAUGUGUCUCAAGGCAACCGCACUGCUGCAGAUUACGCUAUCGAGUUUAGAACGCUUGCUGCUCAAAGUGGUUGGAAUGACAUCUCGUUAAAGGCUGUAUUUCGACAAAGCUUGGACCUUGACCUACAGACUGAAUUGGCUUGCAAGGGUGAAAACUGUUCAUUUAGUGAAUAUAUAACUCUCGCUAUUAAAAUCGAUAACCUUAUGAGGAAUGCUCCCAAGAGAAAAAUUGUCCAGCCAUCACAGGCCAGCACUCCAGUCACGCACCAACUCUGCCAUGUUUCUCAACCUACUUCAAUGCCUAGCCAGGAGCCCCUGCAAAUGGGUUUUUCGAGACUCACUGAAGAGGAGAGAAUUCGAUGA